Molecule: messenger RNA, 975 nt
Organism: Colletotrichum karsti
Lineage: Eukaryota; Fungi; Ascomycota; Sordariomycetes; Glomerellales; Glomerellaceae
Exons: 3
Coding region: 1-975 (324 amino acids)
Molecular function (GO): ferric iron binding; oxidoreductase activity, acting on single donors with incorporation of molecular oxygen, incorporation of two atoms of oxygen
Source: RefSeq, a predicted model, not a curated record
AUGAAGUUCGGCUCCAUCUUGGCCACUGGCCUGUUCACGGCCUCGGUCCUUGCGCACAACGAGAUUCUCUCCCGCUCUGAGAUCUCUCGGCGCGAUGCUAUGGCCAAGAGAUGCGCUGCGCAGACCGCACAGUUCCAGAAGAGGAGACACGCCAAGCGCAUGGCUAAGCGUGCCGUUGAGCUGGAGGAGCGAGCUGCCAACUCCAGUGUCAUCAUCAACACUGAGGGUCUCUACUAUGAGAACAUCCAAAACAACACCUGCGUCUUGACCCCUGAGGUAACCGAAGGCCCCUAUGUCUGGCCUCGUUCUCAGACUCUGCGCAUGGACAUGACCGAAGGCGAGGCCGGAAUCCCCCUGACUCUUGAUGUCGGCAUCCUCGACAUGGCCACUUGCGAGCCCUUGGAGAAUGCCCUCGUCAGCUUCUGGCACUGCAACGCCACCGGCAGCUACUCCUCCUUCACACACCUCAGCCCCAACACCAGGUUCGAGGAGUUGCUUCAGCAGAAGAACAUCACCGACUUCCAGAUCGGCGUCACGGAUCUUCACACCGACGACACCACCUUCCUUAGAGGCAUGUGGCCCACCAACUCUGAGGGCGUGAUGGAGAUGAAGACCAUCUUCCCCGGUUUCUACGUCGAGCGUGCCAUUCACAUCCACACCCAAGUCUUCACUGACUGGACCGUCCGCAGCAACGGAACCGUCAGCUCCGGCAACCUGGUCAACACUGGCCAGCUCUACUUCGAUGAGGAGGUCUCUGCCAAGCUGAUGGCUCUUGAGCCCUACGUUUCUCACACCGAGAUCAACCGCACCACCAACGACGUCGACUCCCAGGGUAUCUUUGACCAAAGUCUGGUUGGUGGUUACAACCCCGUCAUCAGCGUCGUCCCCUUGGAUGGCGAGAACAUCGAAAACGGAGUGGUCGGAUACAUCACCAUGGGUGUCGACACCACUGCUCUCGAAGACGGCACUUCUUAA